CUCCGCAGCAGCUGCGCCGUCUGGACGCGCGGCUGGCGAGCACCCGGCAGCGCGCCCGCCGCCGCGCCGUCCGGCUCAACUACGUCGUGCACAGGUACCGCGUGGUGACGCACCUGACCCUGGUGGAGGAGACGGUGCACGUGUGGACGGUGCGGCUGGCGCGGCGGGCGCCGGGGCCGCGCGUCGCCGCCGAGGCCGGCGCUCUGCUGGCCGACGGCGGCCUCCUGCACGACUUCGACAAGCCGCUGCUGGAGAUGCGCCAGGCGGCCGAUGACCUGAUCCGUGACGGUGACGUCAGUGCUGACGAGAAGAAGGCUGCGACCCACUUCGUUGACGAGGUCACCACCAGAUGGCAGCCGCUAUCCACUGAAGUACAGUCGCUGACAUCGACCCUGGAGGAGAUGCUCUGCGAUGUGAAGAAGAUGACGCCGGCCUCGGACGACAAGACCGCGGCCGCGCCCGAAGCCACCGGAGACGAGACCCCGCAGUCGGAGGAGGUGCCGGUGUCGGAGGGCCUGCUGGCCGCGGCGCCGGCCGCCCGCAGCGGUGACAUGGUCAGCGACCUGGACUGCGUCAUCAGCCAGCUGGAGGGCCUGCAGCAGCGCGUCGCCGGCCUCCGGCAGGUGGCAGAGGUCCGGAAACAGCAACAGCAGCGUCAGCAGCAGCAGCGGCAGCAGCAGCAGCAGCAGCAGCAGGCGCUGCCGACAAACGCGAGCCCAGCCGCCGGAGGAGUGCAGCCGGACUCGGGCAGCUCAGCUCCCGCCCCUGGUGGUCAGCAGAUCGAGAGCAGAGCGGGCGGCAGCGGAGACACGCCGGAUGACCGGCGCCGGUUCUCCGAGCUCCACGAGGCCGUGCAGCAGUGGCUGCGGCAGCAGCAGCCGCUGGUACAGCAGCCACUGGAGGUCAACACGCUGCCGGAGCUCCGGACCGCGCUGGCACGGUGCAAGGCGGCGGUGGGGGAGUGUCCGGAGGUCGCCCGCCAGCUCAGCGAGAUGGCGACCGAGCAGACUUCUCUCAGCCCGGCCCCGUCGACACCCACGCCAGCCGCGCUGCUCGAGGACUGCAAGCAGCGGAAGGACGCGACUGAGGCCGCCCUCAACAGCCGGCUGUUGCUGCUUCAAGAGGUGAUUGGUGCGUUGGAGCGUUGCGAGGGCGCCAUGAUGGACGUGGAGGCGUGGUGCAAGACCACGCGGGUGUCGCUGUCGCCGCGGGAGGCGUCCCAGCGGCCGCUCGACCAGCAGCUUGCCACCGUCGAGAAACUCUGCCAGGACAUCGACGUCAGAGAGGCUCAGGUGGCGACCAGCGGGGAUCAAGUCAAGCUCCUGCUGGACUCUGGGGGCGUCUCCGGAGCCGCCACCGUCCCGGCCAGGCGUGCCGGGCUGCUGCAGCAGCUGACCGAGCUGCGGACAGCCGCCGCCGACCGCCGCGCCCUCCUGCGCCGCAGCGUCUCGCAGCUGGACCAGCAGCGCCAGGAGGUGCAGAGGCUGCGGGGUGAGCUGGAGCGGCCCGAGCAGCCCGCCGCGGCGGGCCCACCGUCCGCCCCGGCCGCCGAGCAGCCAGCGACGCCGGCUGCAGUUCCGACCGGCGUCAGCGACGAGCCGCCUGCCGCCGCCGCCGUCAAGACUCAGGACAUUGAGAAGUCUGUGAAUGAGUUGGAGGCGUCUGCCUCGCAGCUCGCCGAAAGCCCUGAACGUGACAGUCUGCUGGUGGAUGUGACCGAUCUGCGACACCGCCUGACUGACCUUCGAGGUCACUACAGGCCACAACAGAUAAUGGACAAAAGCCAAAAGCGGCCGAGGCGUCGGUCGAAGAAGUCUGCCUCUCCGGGUGAGUCAUUGCAAGAGACACGCGUUGACGAGCGGGGAAACACUCAUCGCGUCGAACGUUCUACCAGCUCCGAGAUCGCCCAGUCGCUGGAUGAGACAGGCGCACCUGUGUUCGUCGAGCAGGUGCGCACGGAGGUGCGCAGCGACAGCAAACCGGUCGCUCGUCAGCCGCAGGUGAAGACGAGUGAGGAGCGCCUGCUGGAUGCCGAGGGGCGGCCGACUGUGGCGACCACCACUACCACCACCACCUACGAGGACACAGUGGACGCCGAGGGUCGGCCGGUGGUGGUGCGUCGCGUGACUGAACGCGUCUGCCGCCAGACAGACGGCCAGCCGCCGCAGGUGACCGAGUCGGAGAGGAGCGAGGCUCUGUCCCCCGACGAGUGGAGCCGGCAGCAGCUGGAGCCCGAGCUGCCCGAGCCCAGUGUACGGACCGAGGUGGAGGAGUACGAGGACGAGCUGGGCCGCCGUGUGGUCAUCACCACCACCGUGACCAGCACGUUCGAGCGACAAGAGAACGCUGACAACGAGGUGGUGAUCCUGGAGCGCGUGCAUCGUCGUCGUCAGAAGACCGUGUACUUAGACGGCCAGGUGGUGGAGGAGAGCGAGCUGGACUCGCCGCCUUCGGAGCCGCCCAGUGGGUCGGCGCCGGUGGUCGAGUAUGUCAGUGAGGAUUUCGAGCUGCCGGAGCCCAAGACGGAGACGCGAACGGAAGAGUACGAGGAUGCCGAAGGACGGCGGGUCGUUGUGACGACGACGAUUACGACAACGUACGAACAGACGGACGACGACGAGGGGAAUACUGUCAUUUUGGAAAAGGUUCAUCGGCGAGUGCAGAGAACGAUUUAUGUGGACGGAGAAGUGGUCUCAGAGCAGCUGGAGGAGCCAGACGCCGGACCAGAUGCAAAGGACUCGAAUGUUAUGUACGUCGAUGAAAACUUUCAGAUUCCUGAACCGUCCGAAACUACUAAUGUGCAAGAGUUCGUUGACGAAGAAGGCAGGCGCGUUGUUGUGCGAACUACCAUUAGGACCGCAUAUGAAGAGACUGAAGAUGAGGAUGGAAGUCCUCUAAUCCUUGAGAAGAUACAGAAAAGGGUGCAGAGAACAGUGUACGUUGAUGGUAAGAUUGUCGAAGAGACUAUUGAUGCCCCGGAUGAUGUAGAAGAGAACAUCGAAUUGCCUCCAUCAACUGAGAGGGAGGAGGUGGAGGAGCACGUCGAUGACCUUGGCAGGAGAGUUGUGAUACGAUCUGUUUAUACCACAACAUAUGAACAAGACAGGGAUGGAGAUGGAAAUGUGGUGAUAUUAGAGAAGGUCCAGAAAAGGGUAUUCCGUACCGUGUUCGUUGAUGGUAAAGAGAUUGUUGAAGAGAUUCGGGACCCUUCGAGGAAGAAAUCUGUUGAAUAUGUACUUGAGAUCCCCGAGCCGAAAACCGAAGAACACGUCGAAUCUCGGGUCGAUGAGAACGGAAGAAGAGUUACGAUCAAGACCAUCACAAGAACGACGUACGAGGAGGGCAGAGAUGAUGAUGGGACCCCAGUUAUUCUAGAGAAAGCUCACACCACCAGAAUAACAUACAGGGACGGGGAAGAAGUCGUGGAGGAGACGUCCGCGGAGAACGCUGACCAGUUGACGUGGGACCCUGCACGUGACUUUGUGCUUCCGGAACCGCGUGUCACGGAGGAGGAGCGCGAGUACAUCGACGAACAAGGCCGAACGGUCGUCGAAAAAACCACCACUACUGUCACGUACGAAAAGAAGUGCGAGAGCGACGGAAGCAUCACGGUGCUCGAGAAUGUGUGCCGACGCGUUAUGCAUACGGUAUACGUGGACGGUCAGGUGGUUGAGGUCAUCAAAGAUCCCACACCGGAACCAGACGUAUCACGCAGGUCCCGAACUGACGUCGAAAGUCUUGUAGAAAAACAGCCGCCCACAACGGGUGGUCUCACGAAUACACUCCUGAUCCCGAAGCCGUCAGUUGUUGAAGACGUCGUGGAGCAUACCGAGCCGGAUGGUCGACGGGUUGUCACCAAAACCAUCAUAACAACUACGUAUGAUGCCAUGAUGACCGAGACAGAUGAUGUCGUAGUCUAUGAGAAAGUUCACCGUCGGAUCCUACGCACGGUGUACGAUGGAGACCAACUUGUGGAAGAAGUGGAGGAGCCGACGCCAGAACCGACGGUAACCAAGAAAACUGCGGAGGAAAUUCAUAAGCUCUCAAAGCAAAAUAUGCGUGUGGAUGCCGAACUACCGGAGCCCAAAACGGAAGAAGAGGUCCAGGAGAGCACGGAUGAUCAGGGAAGAAGAAUUGUGACCAAAACAGUGACGACAACGACGUACGAAAAGCAGACUGAUGAUGAAGGCGCCGUGGUGAUUCUGGAAAAAGUGCAGCGACGAGUCUACCGAACAAUUUAUAUUGGAGACCAAGUCAUCGAAGAAGUUGAUGAACCUGUCAGCACCUCUGCUGUGGACAUGCGCGAAGCACCUUUGAAAAAACUCGACAUUCAGGACACAAUGGAGCAGCCAAAGCUGGCGGCGGUUGCAACGGAAAAGGUGAGACUGCCUAAACCAUCGACUACAGAGGACGUUGUCGAACACACAGAGCCUGAUGGACGUCGGGUCGUCACGCGAACCGUCACCACGACUACGUACGAGACCGAAACGACUGAUUCAGGUGAUCUCGUGAUCUAUGAGAAAAUCCACCGUCGGAUCUUCCGGACAGUUUAUCUGGGAGACCAGGUGAUGGAAGAAGUUGAGGAGCCAACCACGGAGCCAACAAUGACGAAGAAAACAGCCAAAGACAUUAAAGAACUCGUAAUGGACGUACAACUACCCGAGCCUAAGACGGAGGAGCAUGUGACAGAGAGCGUGGAUGAGCAGGGGAGGCGAGUCGUGAUCAAAACGGUGACGACGACCACUUACGAGAAGCAAAGCGAUGACGAGGGUAGCAUUGUGAUUUUGGAAAAGGUGCAGCGGCGAGUUCAUCGGACAAUUUAUGCUGGGGACGAAGUCAUUGAGCAGAUUGAUGAACCGGACAGUACCAGCAGCACCAAUGCUGUAGAAGUCAGUGAGGCUCCCGUCAAGGUAAGUAGCCGGCCGGACACAAAGGAGAUGCCUAAAACGACAACGGCUAAGACGGACGAGAUCCGUUUGCCCGAACCAUCGACUACAGAGGACGUUGUCGAGCACACAGAGCCUGAUGGACGUCGGGUGGUCACGCGAACCGUCACCACGACCACGUACGAGACCGAAACGACUGAUUCAGGUGAUCUCGUGAUCUAUGAGAAAAUCCACCGUCGGAUCUUCCGGACAGUUUAUCUGGGAGACCAGGUGAUUGAAGAAGUUGAGGAGCCAACCACGGAGCCAACAAUGACACAGAAAACAGCCAAAGACAUUGAAGAGCUCGUAGUGGACAUACAGCUACCCGAGCCUAAGACGGAGGAGCAUGUGACAGAGAGUGUAGAUGAGCAGGGAAGGCGAGUCGUGAUCAAAACGGUGACGACGACCACUUACGAGAAGCAAAGCGAUGACGAGGGUAGCAUUGUGAUUUUGGAAAAGGUGCAGCGGCGAGUUCAUCGGACAAUUUAUGCUGGGGACGAAGUCAUUGAGCAGAUUGAUGAACCGGACAGUACCAGCAGCACCAAUGCUGUAGAAGUCAGUGAGGCUCCCGUCAAGGUAAGUAGCCGGCCGGACACAAAGGAGAUGCCUAAAACGACAACGGGCAAGACGGACGAGAUCCGUUUGCCCGAACCAUCGACUACAGAGGACGUUGUCGAACACACAGAGCCUGAUGGACGUCGGGUGGUCACGCGAACCGUCACCACGACCACGUACGAGACCGAAACGACUGAUUCGGGUGAUCUCGUGAUCUAUGAGAAAAUCCACCGUCGGAUCUUCCGGACAGUUUACCUCGGAGACCAGGUGAUUGAAGAAGUUGAGGAGCCAACCACGGAGCCAACAAUGACACAGAAAACAGCCAAAGACAUUGAAGAGCUCAUAAUGGACAUACAGCUACCCGAGCCUAAGACGGAGGAGCAUGUGACAGAGAGCGUGGAUGAGCAGGGGAGGCGAGUCGUGAUCAAAACGGUGACGACGACCACUUACGAGAAGCAAAGCGAUGACGAGGGUAACAUUGUGAUUUUGGAAAAGGUGCAGCGGCGAGUUCAUCGGACAAUUUAUGCUGGGGACGAAGUCAUUGAGCAGAUUGAUGAACCGGACAGUACCAGCAGCACCAAUGCUGUAGAAGUCAGUGAGGCUCCCGUCAAGGUAAGUAGCCGGCCGGACACAAAGGAGAUGCCAAAAACGACAGCUGCUGAGAAGGACGAGAUCCGUCUGCCCGAACCAUCGACUACAGAGGACGUUGUCGAACACACAGAGCCUGAUGGACGUCGGGUGGUCACGCGAACCGUCACCACGACCACGUACGAGACCGAAACGACUGAUUCAGGUGAUCUCGUGAUCUAUGAGAAAAUCCACCGUCGGAUCUUCCGGACAGUUUACCUCGGAGACCAGGUGAUUGAAGAAGUUGAGGAGCCAACCACGGAGCCAACAAUGACAAAGAAAACAGCCAAAGACAUUAAAGAACUCGUAUUGGACGUACAACUACCCGAGCCUAAGACGGAGGAGCAUGUGACAGAGAGCGUGGAUGAGCAGGGGAGGCGAGUCGUGAUCAAAACGGUGACGACCACCACGUACGAGAAGCAAAGCGAUGACGAGGGCAACAUUGUGGUUUUGGAAAAGGUACAACGGCGAGUUCAUCGGACAAUUUAUGUUGGGGAUAAGAUUGUCGAGGAGUUCGAGGAACCUUCGAAAGAUCCAUGCACCGUCCACACGUCCGCCACCGAGAUGUCAAAGCUGCAAAAGGCUGUUGGUGAUUCGGAGAAUGUUGUGCUACCGGAACCGACGAUCGAGGAAACGACCGAGGAAUUUACUGAAGAUGACGGCCGCCGUGUUGUUGUCCAUACGACCAUCACGACUACGUACGAUAAGGUGGAGGAGAAUGGGCAUAUUGUUAUUGUGGAGCGCGUUCAGAAACGUGUGCGGAAGACCAUCUAUGUGGAUGGUGAGCUGGUCGACGUCAUAGAGGAGGUGCAUGGAAGUGCGGAUGAAUCUUCGUCUGCGGAGGAUGCACCUGCCCUCAUUGAAUGGAAUGAUGAGUCGGAUACCACAGCUGACACUCUGCCGAGCGAACCAGCGACACCUGUGAAGGUUCCAACGCCGCUCUCGCCUGGCGAUUCGAAACGGGACGCCACGUCCCAUCCUGCUGUAUCUUUCGUCCCACCGGCCAACGCUAAUGAAGAGCCUUCUCAGAAGCUUCCGGAAGAAGAUCGUGUGAUCGUGCACAAACUAGAAGAGUUCAUUCGUUACAUGCCGGCCAUAUCUGGGAAACUAGUUGAAGAGCCACAAGUGGAUGAAGAUCUGUAUGAAACGAUUGAAAACGGUAGAAAGGUCACGUACAAGACGAUUACGAUCACUAUCAUAGAGGAGAGGCAAAACAAAGAAGGAAAGCCCUCUACAGUAAAGCGACUGGUAAAGCAUAUCAUCAAGACGUCGGAUGUUAAUGGUAAGCCAGUGGUAGAGGAGCGUUCGGAGCCUGAAGUUGUGGAAGAACUUACAAGGGAUGCCUCUGUUCCAAAGGACACGGAAGCCCUGGCUUUGCCCCGAGACCUACCUGGACAUGACGUUAGAACUCCCUUUAAGAGUCCCAUUGAUGAAUCCGUGGAGAUUGCUGAGGAAGCAUUUGAAGACCCGCCGUCAUCUACAGCGGAAUCAGUGGGGCUUGUCCUGCGCCCGGAGCAACAGAUCAGCGCCACCAAACAGGACAGUAAGCCAUUAAAGUCACGGCCGGAGAAGACAAAGCCACCGAAGAAGACAAAAAAGAAGCGUGACAAACCUCCUACAGAAACCCCCCAUCCGGAACAGGUGGAUGGGAAAAGUGCCCCGGAACUCCUGCAGGAGGCGGCAUGUAGCGUGACGCCCGAGCAGGACCAGCUAGGUGAUGCGGAGGCUCCUGUGAUAAAGCAGGCUGUAGUUGUUUCCGAGCCGUCAUUCACUCCGAAAGCACAAUCCGAGGACGAGGUCAUUGCAGAUGCACUUCGCAGUGCUGAAGGUGAGGUAAGCGAACGGCCGACUGUGAGAACCGAGGUCGUGGAGUCCGUCGACCCUCAAGGCAGGCGGGUGGUGCUGAAACGCAUGUACAUCACUAUCGUUGAGGACAUAAUAGACGAGUUGGGCGUUGUUACCAAGAGAACGCGGGUCAUUCGGAAAGCGGUGAGAACCACGGUUGCUGCCGAUGGCACAGUGGCUGUGGACGUGGUCGAGGAGCCUGCGGAAGAAACUGACAACAUACCAUUGUCAGUAGAAGAGCAUGGACAUGCAUCGAAGGAGCCUGCGGCUCCGUACCUGAAAGCGGAAGAUUACGUUGCAUCGCUCGCGGCCGAAAAGGAUUGGUAUGACAAAGCAUUGAUUGACGAUGCUGAAACCGUAUACCAUACAAAACACGGCCGGGCACAGGCUAGCAAACAACAGGACAAUUCCACUGCUCCCAUGCAGACCACCGCAAACAUCAAGCCCGUUCAGGCUGAACAGCUGGAGGACAACGUAGCAUCAAAGGUAGCAGUGCCUUCGAAGUCUCAGGCUCAUCUUCCCUGUGGACUGCCUUGGCUCAAUACUUUUGAGAUAAAUGAAGCUGAAAGAGUGCACCAUGAAAGGACGGUGUCGCAAUUAGCACCACAUCGUCCUCUCAUGGAAGCUGAGGGGAAAACUCAGCAUGUUGACACUUCCCCUGAUGUUCAUAGCGUCGAAAAAGAUACAAAGCUUAGUUCUGUUAUCCUCCACGAAGAGGUCUCGCUCGACAUAUAUCCGCUCAGGGAUGCUGAACGCAAGUUCCAUGAAAGAAGGGUUGCACAGGAGACUAAAGCUCCUGAAAUGGCUGAAGUCCAUCCCGACCUUGGACAUGAAACAGAGGAACAUAAAGCGCCCAAAGAGGGCUCUAAAGACCCACCAGAAGUACAGCACGAACUGGGAAGUCACCGGGCCCUGGAAGCAGAUAUUCCCACCACUGAUCCCUCGCAAAAGCCUGCGUUUGAACCAAGCGAUGUCAGCCUUCUUUUGGAGGCUGAGAGGAGACCCGUCGAAGACAUCAGUAAUGUGAUGAAAAAGCGCUUUGAACAACCAGCGCUCAGCGUUGAGCCAAUCCCCAGAAAGGAGCCAACGGCUGUUGCCAUGGAAUUGCCACCUCAGUGGCCAGAAGCGGACACAAAAGCGAAACCGCAGCAGGCGGUUGGAGUGUACCAGACACUGUUUGACCAAAUGCGGCAUGAAACAACUCCAGAAGAGAAAUCGGCCAACGAUCUGCCCGAGCUCGACGACCUCCCUGCAGAGCAGCCACCUGAAAUUCCUCGAGAUAAGGUUGAGCAGCUGCAUGAGCUUCCUGAGCUGCGACCAGCCCCCAAGGACGAAGUGGAUCUGAACCUAGUACUUGGUCGCCUCAUUGAGGAGCCAGUGACACAGAUCCAGGGCAAUGCCAAGAAGAGGUCUGAGACUGACGUGGACCGGGAUGUGAUUGAGUGGCCACACCCAGACAAACGGCCCGAAACUACAGUUGAAGAGAUUCGCGUGGAUGCGUCGCCAAUUGAGAUGAUGGCUCAUCAGCUCGUAACGCCCAGCUCGGAGAGCGGCGGCUUGCCUCCACUGAGUGAACUUCUGCCGUCUGCCCGAAAGGAACCAUCUGGCUCGGUGGCAAGUACUGAGCAUGGUGAACCCAUGACUGGUACGGAGACAACAGGAUCGGCCGUAGAUGCCCAGACAGAUGAGCCAAGAGAGGUGGCACCGCAUGACGUGGAUGUCAAUGUGGAGAUCAUCGGGGAUACACCUGAGGUUAAGGAUCAAGCACCAGGUGUGCCGGAAGCGCCUAAAAAGCAAGGAUGGUUCUCGAAAAUCAGUAACUUCAUCACAGGUGACAACGAAGCCCCAAAAGACAAGGACGAUGCGUCUUCCAUGCCUGUAUCUGCUCCUAUUCAUUCUGAACCGGCUGUAAAGAAGCAAGAAGUCGCUGACGUAAGUCCCAGCGUCGAAAAACAUGCAAAAAUACCUUUGUCUGCUGACCCGGGACCGUGUGUAACGGAAGAGGAAGUGACCCAGACGUUGGAGGCCACCCCAGUGAUGGCUGUUGAAAAGAACUUAAGUGGUUCCCCUGAAGAAACCAAUGAUUCCGAUAUAAUUGAAAGUGCGUUGGCUGAGGUCACUGGAAUCAUGGUUGAGAAACCUAAAGUUGAGGCUUACAUAGAAGAAACUACAGACAGGCAUGGACGGAAGGUCAUUAUCCGACGUGUUUUUGUGACUGUUGUUGAAGAAGUUGUCGACGAAACUGGAAACAAGGUGACCAUUAGUCGUGUGAUCAAGAAGCAGAAGCGCUGUACGAAAUUGAAUGGACAAGAAAUUGUCGAGAUUUCCAACAUCCCGGAGUGCAAAGAAGAAGGAAUAGAACAGCAGCCUCAUGACGAGGUCCUGGAACAUGCUGUACAAGACACGAUGCUGCAGAAGAAGCCACACGCUACUAAUGAUCAAGUUCCGUCCGUCGCGACCGUCACUGAGCCUUUGACGAGCCUCAGUGAUGCCGAAACUAUAUCCACGCUUUUGCCGGCGUCUGGAAACCUUAUGGUUUCAGAACCUGUUGUCGAACGAGAUGUCACUGAGACUGUGGACCGCUUUGGUCGGAAAGUGACAGUUGUGAGAGUGUACAUCACGGUUUGGGAAGAGGUUAUUUCGGAAACUGGGGAAAAGAUUGUACAGAAACGGCGAGUAUCAAGCGCCCAGAAAGUUACGAAUCUUCCCAGUGGGCCCGUGGUAGAGAGGAUAGAUGAGCGGGAUCUUGGCGAGAUAGAAAAACUAGAUCCCAACUCAGGGACGGCCUCAGAUGCGAAGCCUGUGGAGAGACCUUUGAUGGGCCAGACGGACGAGCAGUUAGUUCAGUUGCUCCUUCCGAAAGAAGGCAAUUUUGUCGGAACACCUGAAGUUGAAAGAUUUGAGAAAGAGGUAGUGGAUGAGAAUGGCCAGAAGACGAGGGUUGUACGUAUCUACCUGACCAUUGUUGAGGAAAUUGUAACAGAGUCAGGCACCAAACAACUGGUGAGGAAACGGAUAUCCAAAACUCAGAAGAGCGUCGACAUGGAUGGCAAUGCCGUGACGGAAGACACUGAUGACCCAAUAGUCAUCGAAACAUUGAACGUGGAAGAAAGUACGGCGGGUGCGAAACCCGUGGAAAAGGAGGAAAUUGUGUCAGCAACGCCAGCAGUGGAGGAAGGGGAUAUUCCGAAGCUCACUGUGCAAGAACCUGAUGAGACGACAAAGGUUGCUGUUCGGGAGGCCUCGGAGCCAUCUGUGAAAACAGACAAGCAGCACAGAGAUAAGCCUUCGAAAAAACAUUCCAAAAAGCAGCCAAAGGCUCCGGAGGAGCCUUUGGAUCCUUAUUCAGCGUCUUUGGACCCCAAGAAAGUUGAGGAAGAGCUGCUGCAGCUGUUAAUGACUCCGUCUAAAGAGGAUAAGAAACGCAAGCCUCGCAAGCGAAGUCGUAGGAGGAACAACGAUGCCGCGAAAUCACAGGAGUUGUCCAACUCCUCGGAGGAAAGCCCGAAACCGCCGGAAUCAGCCCCGGCAUCCGUGUCCGACGGGCACGACCUCAUCGUUGAGGUAAAUGAUCCAGUGUAUGGACAUGCAGUUGUUGUUACUCACUUUGACGAAGUGGAAAAUGACAAAGAAUCCGAUCAUGAAACAUACUUCAAAGACUCUUCAGUGCCUGUGUUGGAAUCUGCAGCCAGUGAGGAGAAGCAGGACGCGUCGCAAAAGAAAAAGCACCGAAAGAAGAAGCGGGUGAAGCGGAAGGGUGAAGAGUCCGUCCAAGGAGCGGAGCCGACGAUUAUGGAUCCACAGUUCCCCAAUGAGGAGUCGGUGGAAACCUCGGAAGCGGAGGCCCGACCGGACGACACAGCAUCUACAGUGUCGUCCCACGAGACUACGGAAGACUCAAACUCGCUCCACGUCGAGCGGAAACGCCCACGACGCCGGAGUCGGCAUCGCAGCAAGUCACCUCGGCCAAAGGAGGAUACGGAAUUGGAUGACAUCGUUCGCAUGAUUGAGGACCCUAAUAUUCAUCCAGAAUAUCCAACGGACCAUUCCAAAAAGCCUGCAGAUGCACCUGACAAAAAGAAACCAGGCAAAAACCACAGGUCAAAAGCGUCACAGGAGAAAACAAAACGGGAUAAAAGGCCCACUUCGGAUGAGCCUACGGAGUCAGAUGAAUUGGGUGAGAAACUGGAUGAGUUCAGUGUUGAUACGGUAACGGAGCCAAAGGAAGACGUUAUUGCUGAGGUUCUUAUGGUCAUUGACGAACCUCAGACUAUUGCUGCAGAUGAGAGGUCUCAAGCUGGAACUGAGUCGGAAAAAACCUUGAGCCAAAAUUUGGAGCAAUCAUCUGACGUUGAGGUUGCGGACGACGCUCUUGAAGCGGCCAUUGUUGUCGACUCUGUACCUCAGCAUGCGGAAGACGUAAAAGGAAGUCGGUCAACCAAGAAAACAAAAUCAAAAAAGAAAUCUCACCACAUAGAAGUUCCCCAAGCUCCCGCCACUGAAAAGUCUGAGCCUGCUGUGGUCGCCAAGAGCGUCACACCUCACGAUUCAGGAGCAUCUGAACCUAAGGAGGUAGGGGAUAAGGCAUCCCAACCAACACAGUCUUCGGAAAGUGACUCCCAACUACCCCAAGAUGCCAAACCUGCCAAGGAUACAGGCUCACUACCGAAACAGCCCGGCAAACAGCCUAAACAGAGAAAGGCUGACAAAAAACUGCCCACUGGACCUGACAGUAGUGCCGUCAAAGACGAUACUGCAGUUGUGCAGGCCCAGCCCGUGACCCAUGCAGAAGAGGCUGCAACCGAUGAUGCUAAACGAGAACCCGUCAAUGGCAAGAAGUCCACAAAGAAAUCCAAAAAGAAGGACAAACAUGUCAAGCCAGCGGUAAAACAUGGGGACUCGAUUGAGAUCGCUGAAGAGGCAUCCGAGUCCUUGUUUUUGUCACCUCAGAGAGAUGACAGUAGCGCGCUCCCCGGCGAUGGGGCCGGGACGGAUGUCAAAACGCCGGGUCUUGGGAAUGCCGAGGCAGCCGUGAAGGAAACUCAGAUUGUAGAGGGAGUUAAGGAAUUGCAGUCUGUGUCGGCCAUAAGUCCUGCAGAAGAAAGUGAAGCAGAAAGACUCGUUGUUCAGGAAAUCCUUGCUCCUCUUGAUGGAAAGUAUGUGGAAAAACCAGAUGUGCAGAUUUCUACCGAAACGUCAGUUGACGAGAACGGUCAAACAGUAUACAUUAAACGCAUUCGCGUUACGAUAGUGGAAGAAAUCAUUGAUGAACAAGGUAAUACCGUUACUAGGAGGCGUGUUAUAAAGAAGGUCAGAAAAACGACGCCAGAGGCCGGAAAGCCUCUCACAGAAGAGUUCGUGGAGCCAGAAGAAAUCGAGCUGGUGUCGAUCCCCGAAGUGCCAAAGCACGAAGACGUGUCCGAUAUGGUUUACCGCGUCACAACUGAAACGACUAGUCUGUCGCGGGAACAGACGCCCCCGGAGAAGCAGGAGACUAUCGAUCAAUAUGUUGACGAGCAGGGUCGUCAGAUCAAGGUUCGCAAGAUCGUUCAGACAGUUACGGACACGGACAGUGAGGGGAACCGGGUGCAGCGAGUGGUGACGAGGAUUGUGCGCAUGGUUCUGGUGAAUGGCGAAGAGAUCCCAGUGUCGGACGUACAAGAUGACGCAUCUUUACAAACUUUGGAGUUCGAUGUUCAGAGGCGACCCGCUGAGGCCUUGGAUAGCCAGAUCGUUAGCCACGUCCACAGGACGUCGCGCGAAGACCAAACGCUGGAUCGAGAGGCUUCAUUGCCCCUUGCGACGGAGCACCCUACCGAACAGCUGCCUACAGCAGACCUGCACCGGUUGCAGGGGCUCCCGCUAUCCACGCGUGAAGUGCGGACCGUGGAAAGCGCCACGCCGUUGGAAGAUGCCUCCAAGCCGGCGGACCAUCGCGGAGAAGCCACGAGCCCGGAACCGACCACCGAUUUUGUGGUAGUGGACUACCAGGAACCGGUCGAAAUUGCCGCACUCCAUCCCGACUCCGCAGCGCCUGAGAUGGGUCAGGGCCUGACACGAGUGGAGGAGCCAGCGGCGACCUUGCCAGACGUGGGCGUGAGUGUGGUAUUCGAUAGGGAGGGUCAGGUGAGAGAAGCGCGUGACCCACGUGGCGUGGGCCAGGUCGUUCUGUCUGAGAGAGACGCACUGGUGGGUGUAGCUCAGCAACCCGUCGAAGAGUCCGUUGCUGGGGAGAACGACAUGCGCCCUGAGUCUGCAGUUGGAAUGGAGCGGCUGGAUGCUACGGGAACGGCAGCCUCUGAAGCUUUGGAAGCAACGUACGAGAAAGAAUCACCUCUCCAUAUUCCAAAAAUGGAGGCGAGUCGCCAGGCUGUGGUUGAGGUUCCUCGUCUUGAACCUGUUGGCGUUGUAGCUACCGAGCUGGAAGAGAGACCAGUGGCAAGCGACGCAAAGCCUGUACCUGAGAAGGAGGUGGCCACUGUUUCGAGUGAGCGCGUGGUGAGGUCAGCUGCAGAUAUCACCGACAUGGAGCCUCUUGAUACGACAGAAGACCAGCGUACAAAACUUGCCUCAUCUGAGGAGUUCGGAAAACCAACGGAUGUCGGUGCUGAGUACGUGGUUUGUGAAAUUCAGCAAUCAGUGGAAAAUGCCCAACUUACUGACACAACACACAUCCCUCAAGGAAAGGCUGGUGUAAUCCAGGAGGUUCCGGAUAAGCAAGCAGCUGAUAUCACUACUACAGUUCCACUGGAACGAGAGGCAGAUCUUUCCCCCGGGGUCGAAACUCGAACGGCCAUCGAAGAGACGGAGGGCGAAGAUUUUGCUAUCCCGGAGGACACGGUGAAGGAAGAGGAAAGGGAGUUUGUGGAUGAGAACGGUCGGAGGGUUGUCGUCAGGACAACCACUGUAACAACAUAUGAGAAACGCGAAUUGGAGGAUGGUACAUGUGAAGUGGUCAAGCGCGUUCAGCGACGGAUUAAGAAACUGAUUUAUGAUCAAGGACACUUGGUACAAGAACUUCAAGAAGAGGAGGGAUCCGGCGAUGGAUCCGACGAUCGGCAACUCGACUUGACCUUGCCAGAGCCUACCAAGCGGGAGGAGGUCAGCGAAACAACGGACGAACUCGGCCGACACGUGGUGAUCCGAACCUAUCAUCACCACUACGUUUGA
Pollicipes pollicipes is the source of this 15122-nucleotide messenger RNA. Its product is annotated as titin. The transcript has 15 exons. The coding region runs from base 255 to 15122 and encodes 4955 amino acids. NCBI's taxonomy places the organism in Eukaryota, Metazoa, Arthropoda, Thecostraca, Pollicipedomorpha, Pollicipedidae. The record is from RefSeq and is a predicted model, not a curated record.